Molecule: messenger RNA, 4806 nt
Organism: Oncorhynchus tshawytscha (Chinook salmon)
Lineage: Eukaryota; Metazoa; Chordata; Actinopteri; Salmoniformes; Salmonidae
Product: exostosin-2-like
Exons: 15
Coding region: 194-2368 (724 amino acids)
Cellular component (GO): membrane
Molecular function (GO): glycosyltransferase activity
Source: RefSeq, a predicted model, not a curated record
UGACAGGCGAAGAAGAGUUCCACUUCCGGAAAUCAAAUUAUUCACACGAUAGCUAAUUAAACUGUAUUGAUGUUAUCUACCUAACGUUAAAUGUAUAAAAACUAUACAUUAUGGCUUUGCCGCUUAGCUAAGAAGAGGGUAUGAAUUAACAGUUUGUGAUCGACUUCGCACCGGUCAAGCGUGAAUUGGUCGAAUGGUCAGGCUCAGCAUGUGCUCGUCUGGAAAGUACAGUUUACGGGGCCCGGCUCUGAUUCCACGGAUGAAAACCAAGCACCGCAUCUACUACAUCACCCUGUUCUCUGUGGUGCUGCUGGGACUCAUCGCCACAGGGAUGUUCCAGUUCUGGCCACACUCCAUCGAAUCAACGGCAGACUGGAGCCUGGACCGACGCAGCAUGCACGAUGCACCUCUCAUCCAACUGCCUGUCUCCAACCCUAUUCCUGAGAGAGGGGACCUUAGCUGCAGAAUGCACACUUGUUUUGAUGUGUAUCGAUGUGGCUACAACCCUAAGAAUAGAAUCAAGGUGUACAUCUAUCCUCUGCAGCGUUUUGUGGAUGAGGGAGGAGUGCCAAUCAGCAGCACAGGCCUGUCCCGAGAGUACAAUGACCUGCUCAGUACCAUCUCUGACAGUGAGUUCUACACUGAUGACGUCACCAGGGCAUGCCUAUUCGUGCCCUCUAUUGAUGUGCUCAAUCAGAACUCUCUACGCAUCCGGGAGACUGCCCAGGCUCUGGCCAUGCUCCCCAGGUGGGACAAAGGGAUGAACCACCUUCUGUUCAACAUGUUACCUGGAGGACCUCCAGACUACAACACAGCCCUUGAUGUGCCAAGAGACAGGGCUCUGCUUGCAGGGGGAGGCUUCUCCACGUGGACCUACAGGCAGGGUUAUGACGUCAGCAUCCCUGUGUACAGCCCUCUGUCUGCAGACGUGGAGCUGCCCGAGAGACAGCCUGGGCCCCGGCGCUACUUCAUUCUGUCGUCUCAGACAGCCAUCCACCGUGAGUACCGGGCAGAGCUGGAGAGGCUGAAGGAGGAGAAUGGGGAGGCUCUGCUCCUCCUGGACAAGUGCAGCAACCUCUCUCAGGGAGUCGCCUCAGCGAGGAAACGCUGCUACAAGGGCCAGGUGUUCGACUACCCCCAGAUCCUCCAGGAGUCGUCGUUCUGUGUGGUGCUGCGCGGGGCUCGGCUGGGACAGGCCACCCUCAGUGAUGUGCUGCAGGCUGGCUGUGUCCCCAUCAUCCUAGCAGACUCAUACAUCCUGCCCUUCUCUGAGGUCCUCGACUGGAAGAGGGCAUCCGUGGUCAUUCCAGAGGAGAAGCUCCCAGAGAUGUACACCAUCUUGAAGAGUAUCCCUCACAGGCAGGUGGAGGAGAUGCAAAGACAGGCCUGCUGGUUCUGGGACGCUUACUUCAGCUCCAUGAAGGCCAUCGGCAUGACAACGCUUCAGAUCAUCAAUGACCGCAUCUACCCCUAUGCUGCCCGCACCUACGAACAGUGGAACAACCCCCCUGUGGUGAAGUGGUCAAGUGUGAACAGCCCUCUGUUCCUGCCUCUCAUCCCACCGAGGUCCCCAGGGUUCACUGCUGUGGUGCUGACCUACGACCGUAUCGAGAGCCUCUUCCGGGUCAUCACUGAGAUCUCCAAGGUUCCCAGCCUAGCCAAGCUACUAGUGGUGUGGAACAACCAGAACAAGAGUCCCCCUGAAGAUUCUUUAUGGCCGAAGAUUGCAGCGCCUCUCAAGGUGGUGCGCACCAAAGAGAACAAGCUCAGCAACCGCUUCUUCCCCUACGACGAGAUCGAGACUGAGGCCGUGCUGGCCAUCGACGAUGACAUCAUCAUGCUGACGUCUGAUGAACUACAGUUUGGCUACGAGGUGAGAGAGAGGAUACCCUACCGGUUGGUGGGGUACCCGGGUCGGCUCCACCUGUGGGACCACGAGAUGGGGAAGUGGAAGUACGAGUCCGAGUGGACCAACGAGGUGUCCAUGGUUCUGACUGGAGCAGCCUUCUACCACAAGUACUUUAACUACCUGUACACUUACAAGAUGCCAGGAGACAUCAAGAACUGGGUGGAUGCUCAUAUGAACUGUGAGGAUAUCGCCAUCAACUUCCUGGUGGCCAACAUCACUGGUAAAGCCCCCAUAAAGGUGACCCCAAGGAAGAAGUUCAAGUGUCCUGAGUGCACAGCCAUUGACGGUCUGUCCCUGGACCAGACACACAUGGUAGAGAGAUCGGAGUGCAUCAACAAGUUUGCGUCGGUGUUCGGCACCAUGCCCCUGAAGGUAGUGGAACACCGUGCAGACCCAGUCCUCUACAAGGACGACUUCCCAGAGAAGCUCAAGAGUUUCCCCAACAUCGGCAGUCUUUGACCGGACAGGGCUGUGGCCCAGCAACCCCCAGACACCCAUACAUACCCCGCAUCUUCUAGUUCAGGGGAGAGAUAGAAGAGUUUAUCUCUGUCCAAAUAGAACUAUCUGGAAGGUUGUUGUUGUUCUCUGUAGGGUGGUGUGGGGUUGGGAGCCUGUAUGGUUUCCUUCCCUAAAUACUGGUUUGAAUUGGAAGUGGUGAGAGAUGAGGUGUGUGUGCUCAUUGGUUGGCUGGACAGAAUCCACUGUGCGACUGAGAGAUGACAAGUCUGUGUAUGUCCACUGCUGCUGUAUUCAAACCAGAGGCCCCGUGGGCUCUUUGGCUGAUCUGUGGUCAGUGUAUAUAAAUCACACCGGUGCUACAUUUUAAUGUAGCAUGGUGAGUCAGGACUGCUGUCUGCCAAGCACAUGUCAUUUAUCUCGAACUGAUGAAUUUUUUGUAAAUUAUAAAUAAUGAGACACGGUAGUGUUAGAGGGCGCUUCUCGUCUAAGGUCAUUUCAUGGCAUGAGCUAUUUUUAUUUGUUUAGUGUGAGCACUGCAGAGGUGUAUGGUCAGCUUUCUCUGCAUAGAGGAUAUAUCGCAAAAAAAAUAUGUACACUAUAUAUUUACUGCCAAUUGUUCUACUGCUAACACUUUUCAAAAGAAUGACCAGUAUCUGGACACUUGAAUGACCUUUUAUAAAGUGUUGUGCUGCAUAAUGAACUAUUGCAGUAACAUCUAGUCUGGUAUAGUAGGGAAGACACUGUAAUUGAUGCGGUGACAUUGGACUGUCUGCUCCAUGGAGAUGUAGGCACCAGGUUGUACAACUCCCCAAUUUUGAUGUCUCUUUUUGUUUUAGCUUUCUGUUAGUUUGUGUAGGCUUGCUCAUCUCUCUAAAGGAAUGUCCUAAGCCUUUCAAGUUUGUCAGCACACCCUUUUUAAGAUGUCAAUAUUGCCUUUGUUUUUGUUUUUUUACUUGUGUAAGGAUUAUUGUUUGUGAUAAAUGUGUCCCAAAAUAUAUAUAUAAAUAUGACUUAGUGAAGAAAUACACGCUAAAUAAAGACGUUUUUCAUUGGCCUGGGAUUAAAGAAAGGAACAACGGCGCUGCCGGACUCCAACCAAGGUGAAUGAAUUGAGGAGCGAACUGAAGUGAAGAGGAAAUUCAGCUACUGGAGAACAGAGGAAGUUGGUCAAAGUGCUUGAAAAAAAUGUAAUCGGAAGUGUUCUAGAUGUGGAUGACGAUGUUGUAUGCAUGUUUAUUGGAGUGGUUUUCUCAUGCACAGUCACCAGUAGCAAGCCUCUGUGUCAGUCACGCUCUCUGUCAUUUUGAUUUGGUGAAAGCCCAUGUCUGACCAGGGCUGUUGUGACAGCCAGGCCGUGUGCAGCACCACUGUUCAGCCUCGCCUGUCACCUGUUAAUAUACGCUCCCUAAUCCACCCUGUACAAUGUCAGCAGUUCAAAGGAACGCUGUUAGUAUUUUUGUCGACUGCGUGACAUUCUUGGAGGUUGUGCGAUCUCAUUUCAUCCCUCGUGUCUGAAAUACUGAGGGAUUUUAGGCUGUCACUGCAACUGAUGCAAUCAUGGUACAUAUGAGGUAGAUGAUAUGUAAAUGCAAGAAGAUGGACGUGUCUUUUUUUACACUAGAUUUUUAUUGAAGGCCCUCCCACCCCUCCAUCCUAAUUAUAUAGACAUCAGUAAAAACAGAACAACACCAGAAUCCCAAAAAUCUCCACACAUGUUAUUACGUGUGUUGCCCAUUGCUGCAGGACAUUGUGAAAACUGCUACUCUUAAUGAAUCCUCUGAGAGUCUUGCCAUCCUAAAAACAUCCCAGUCUUUAAAUGUAGGACGUUUCCGUGAGAGUAGCAAUCCUUCUGCAGUAGCAUCAUUCCCACCACACAACAGCAUAGAAAGAUUGUCAAAUAUUGAGCGCUGACCUCUUUGACUAAAUGUGUUUUAUUGUUUGUUUAAAGGUCUAAUGCAGCCUUUCUAAUCGCAAUAUAGAAUUAUUUCAGGGUAACAGUAAAGUACCUUACUGUGAUUUCAAUUAAAAUGGUCAAAAAGAAGCAAAAAUAACUUCUUAGCAAAGAGCAAUUUCUCAAGCAAGAAUUUUGCUCGACUGUCUGGGAGUGGUCUGAGUGGGGAGGGGAGAACUGAACACCAGCUGUUAUUGGCAGAGCAGGUUGUAACUCUGGUGUUGACACCAGGCAGACCAAAACUCCAUCCCACCACAACAGGCUGGCAUUUCAUGCAAUCUUUUCAAACAGCUCUUACACUAAAAGUCCAUUAUGAUUUUCACCAUUUCACAGUAUUAUUACAACCUCAUAGUGUGGAAUAUAUAAAAGCAGGAAAAUCACGUUUUGGACUGCAUUGGACCUUUAAAUAAUUGGCGGGAACUAUAUGAAAUUACUCGUGACAAUUGAAGCUGCACUUCAGUUAUCCAUUAAACAAAAUUGUAGUUGA